AGGAUGAGUAAAGCAUAAACCACACGCACCUUGCUCUGUCUGUCGAUCGCACGCUGCAUGUGAUCCUUGGAAUCAUUCACUUGCACUUUAAGUCCUCUCUCCUUCCUCUGGCUAUAAAUUGUUGCACGUACUAUACAUUACAUAUAUACACACACAACCAUACGGCACUCACAUGAACAUGAACCUCCUUCAGUUCCUUUGCUAGCUUGCGCCAUUAGAGCUAUAUAUAGCUUAGCGACGCCGAGUGAGAAAUGGAGACAGGAAGAAGAAGAGGAGGCAUGAGAGCAAUGCUGUUGUUGGUGUUGAUGGUCAUGGCGGCGGCGGCGGAGAGAUCAAGCGAUGUUGUCGGCGUUGUUGGUGCCGGAGGCGGAGAAGAUGAGGCCGCGGCUGUCGACGAGGAUGAGGAGAGGUUCUUGAAGCCGUGGAAGGAGCGUGCCGGUGAUGGAGACGAGGAGGAAGAUCACCUGAUGGAAUGGCAUGACGGCGACAACGACGACGACGACGAAGAGGAGUACGAGGAAUUAGAUGGCAUCAUGUUGGGGGAGACAACGGCGAGAUGCCGCGCGGGGCAUAGUAAGUGCAGGAACGUGGUGAACGUCGACAGCUUCGGCGCGGCGGGGGACGGCACCGCCGACGACACGGAGGCAUUCCGGAACGCGUGGAAGAAGGCGUGCUCGCUGAGCAAUGCGGUGUUGGUGGUCCCCGCCAACCGCCGCUACAAGGUCGGCACGAUGAGGUUCAUGGGUCCAUGCAAGGAGAAGCUGGUCGUGCUGAUCCAGGGCGCCAUUGUGGCGCCGGAGGAGCCAGAGGAUUGGGACCCUGCAAGCCCGCGGUUGUGGCUCCUCUUUGGGGGCCUUGUCGGUGCCCGCAUCCAGGGCGGCGGCAUUAUUGACGGCUCCGGCUCAAAGUGGUGGGCCAACUCAUGCAAGAUCGACAAGUCCAAGCCGUGCAGAGGCGCUCCAACCGCGGUGACAAUCGACUCAUCUAGGAGCGUGCGGGUGCGCCGCCUACGGAUCCAGAACGCACAACAAAUGCACUUGACGGUGUCACGGUCGCACGCCGUGUCUGUCUCCGGCGUAAUCAUCUCGGCUCCACGAGACAGCCCCAACACGGACGGCAUCCACGUGUCGGAGUCCACGGCUGUGACCAUCACGAGCUGCCGCAUCGGCACUGGCGACGACUGCAUAUCCAUCUCCAAUGCAAGCUUCGCCAUCAAGAUGAAAGGCAUCGUCUGCGACCCAGGCCACGGCAUCAGCAUCGGCAGCUUGGGCCAGGGAGGGUCGUACGCCGCCGUGGAAGGCGUCACCCUCGACAAUGCCCGCAUCAGCAACGCCCAGAACGGGGUCCGGAUCAAGACGUGGCAGGGUGGAACCGGAUACGUCCGUGACGUGCGGUUCUCAAACGUGUUGGUGGAAGGGGUCGACCACCCCAUCAUCAUCGACCAGUUCUACUGCGACUCCCGGACGCCAUGCCAGAACCAAAGCACCAAUGUACAGGUGAGCGAUGUGAUGUACCGAAACAUCACCGGCACGUCGACCCGGGCGGAGGCGAUCAAGUUCGCGUGCAGCGAGACUGUGCCGUGCAGCGACAUCGUGCUCAGCAACAUCGACCUUCUUCGAGAGGACGGCGACGAGUUGCAUACCGUGUGCAACUGCGUAAUGGGGUUCGACUAUGGGCCUGUCCGCCCCCCUGCCGACUGCCUUAGGAACAACGUAUGCGGCGGCGGCGGAGGGCAGAAGAUUGGCGGGGAGGAGCCACCGCCGCUGCACACCGAGUUGUGAGGUGGAACUUUGUGACCUGUGUCUUAGAUGUUGACAUGCUAGGCAUGCCCUUUUGGCUUAUCUUAUAAGUGUUGAAUGUUAAUUAAUUAGGUUUUUAUUUAUUGAUUUUUAUGUUUUGUUGUAUCGACGGCUGCUUAAAUUUUACCGGGUAGUUUUUUCUUUGAA
Messenger RNA from Brachypodium distachyon (stiff brome), 1946 nucleotides. Its product is annotated as probable polygalacturonase At1g80170. The record is from RefSeq and is a predicted model, not a curated record. The transcript is spliced from 3 exons. Gene Ontology annotation, biological process: carbohydrate metabolic process. Gene Ontology annotation, molecular function: polygalacturonase activity. Bases 252 to 1781 code for a protein of 509 amino acids. Lineage: Eukaryota; Viridiplantae; Streptophyta; Magnoliopsida; Poales; Poaceae.